Molecule: messenger RNA, 1699 nt
Organism: Cannabis sativa
Lineage: Eukaryota; Viridiplantae; Streptophyta; Magnoliopsida; Rosales; Cannabaceae
Product: peroxidase 3
Exons: 4
Coding region: 431-1411 (326 amino acids)
Biological process (GO): response to oxidative stress; hydrogen peroxide catabolic process
Cellular component (GO): plasmodesma; plant-type cell wall
Molecular function (GO): peroxidase activity; heme binding
Source: RefSeq, a predicted model, not a curated record
UGAGGGACGAGCCUAACUACUCAUUUUUUAAAUAUAUAGUUUCUUUGCCAAUUAUAUAUGUCAAGUUUAAGGUGUUCUUUUCUUUUUUUUUCUUUUUUCCUUUUUUUCUUUUUGAUAAGAAACAGGACCAAGUAUUCUUUAUACAAUUAUAAUUAUUUGUGGCAGUUGGAUAGCUGGAUUAUUUUAGCUUCUUCUUGUUUUUUUUUUAAAUUAUAUAAUAAUACUAAUUUCUAUCAUCAUCGCCAUCCUCAUCCCCUGUCUUGCUUCUUACCUUGCAACACAAGUAGUACUGGACUGGAGAGUGAUCUUUCUAUAUAUAUACACAUUUCCUUUCCCUAUUCCAGAGAUAAGCCCACAAGUUCAAGCUUUACAUUUACAGUAACAUUGUCUAUUAUCUCCAUACUCUAAAAAAAGAGUAAAUAGAGAGAAAAUGAAAAUGAGUGGGCUAUACUGUUUUGUGUUCAUCACUUUAGGCCUUACAGCUUUUGUACAACAAACUCAAGCUCAACUCCAAAUGGGUUUUUAUUCCAAAAGUUGCCCCCAAGCUGAGAAAAUUGUUCAGGAUUUUAUAGACAAGAACAUCCCUAAAGCUCCUGCUAUGUCUUCAUCCCUCAUAAGAAUGCAAUUCCAUGAUUGUUUCGUCAGGGGGUGUGAUGCUUCUGUUCUUCUGAACUCAACUUCCCCAAAUUCAGGUGAAAAAGAUGCCAACCCUAAUCUAACACUCGGAGGUUUCCGCUUCAUUGAUAGCAUAAAGAGCCUGCUAGAAGCAGCAUGCCCUGGAGUAGUUUCUUGUGCUGAUGUUAUUGCUUUGGCUACAAGAGACGCCAUUGUCAAAAUAGGCGGUCCAUCAUGGAGUGUCCCAACAGGUAGAAGAGAUGGGAGAAUCUCAAACAGAACAGAGGCCAACAACAUGAUCCCAGCUCCCACUGCAAACUUUACCACUCUCCAGACACUUUUCUCCAACCAGGGUCUUGAUCUUCAAGACUUGGUCUUGCUUUCUGGUGCUCACACUAUUGGAGUAUCUCGCUGUUCUUCAUUCUCGAGUAGACUCUACAAUUUCAGUGGUAGGGGAGACCAAGACCCUGCUUUGGACAGUGAAUAUGCAGCAAAUCUCAAGGCCAACAAGUGCAAAACUCAAAAUGAUAAUACCACUUUGGUUGAGAUGGACCCUGGAAGCCGCAAAACAUUUGAUCUUAGCUAUUACACCCUCGUACUCAAGAGGAGAGGACUCUUCCAAUCUGACUCUGCUUUGACCACAAACAGCUUCACAAAAUCUUACAUGCAAAAACUUCUUCAAGGCUCAGAGAAUUUCUUUUCUGAGUUCGCUAAGUCCAUGGAGAAAAUGGGAAGAAUUAAUGUUAAGACUGGCUCAGAUGGUGAGAUCAGGAAGAACUGUGCUGUUGUCAAUUAGAGUAUUUAUCUCUGAUAAUUGUGUAACAUUGUUAUAUGUUUCUGUCAUUCUCUUCCGUCUGGUAAAUUAUCAUUUUUUUUAUGUCUCCUUUUUUUUUUUAUUGAGAUUUGGUAAUAAUUGUUCGGAGUCUGUGUUAAGUGUUAAGCUUGUUGAGAUCUCAGGGUUUUAGAAAUGGUUGGUUACUUGACCAAUGAAAUAUUGUAAGUGAUAUCCAGUCCAGACUCUGUUUUGACCAUGUACUUUUGAAUCAUUGUGUUAAUAAUAAAUUAAAUCAGUGAGUUUUGUUUA